Pipra filicauda (Wire-tailed manakin) is the source of this 2346-nucleotide messenger RNA. It is a transcript of the gene FASLG, whose product is annotated as Fas ligand. Gene Ontology annotation, biological process: immune response; positive regulation of canonical NF-kappaB signal transduction; extrinsic apoptotic signaling pathway via death domain receptors. The coding region runs from base 627 to 1355 and encodes 242 amino acids. Lineage: Eukaryota; Metazoa; Chordata; Aves; Passeriformes; Pipridae. The record is from RefSeq and is a predicted model, not a curated record. Gene Ontology annotation, molecular function: tumor necrosis factor receptor binding. Gene Ontology annotation, cellular component: membrane. The transcript is spliced from 8 exons.
AAACUGUGUACCUUCAUUGCCCAGGCAACCACUGGGCUCUUCUCUUCAGUAAGAAUCACCUGAAACUGGACAUGUCUGAAUUCUUAAAACAGCCCAUCUUUACUCUGCUAUGAACCAAAGGCUGGCAGAUGUGGUCAGAGCCUACAUCCAGCUGCCAGGCCCUCCACAGACUCGCAGCAAACAAGAAUCCCUGUCUAUUUCUUUUCUCCCAGAAAAAUAACUUAAAGCAGUUGCUUUGGCUCCUUGGAUUCUCUCCCACCUUGAGACAGAGCCCUGUACCUCUUUUGCUGAAUUCAGGGCUGCUGUCUGCUUGUUGGGAUCAUGGUGAAGGAGAGGACAAAGCCCCUUGCUCACUGGAAGAGGGAUGUAUUAAGCACUGCAACACCAGUCCUGAGCUGUUAGCAGUGGAUUUUGAAACCUGCUCAAGUGUGAGUAUCCGAAUGUCCCCCCUAUGAGCUUUUGGCACCAAGACAUGGCUUUACAUGUGCUGUAAAUGCUUCUAGCAAGGAGAGCAGUCACUGAGGAAAUGAAAAGCGUCACCCUCAUCUGGGAAACCAAACUGUUAAAAAAGCAUGUAAUAAAGAAACGACCCGAAGACGUCAGCACCAACUGCAAAGGCUGAUGGGAUGGUGUCUGUGACCAUGUUCUGUGCCUCAGGAUCCAUGCCCUGUGAAACAGCCAAGGAAAAGGUCGGAUGCAAAACGGACAGUGUACCGGACCGGAGGAAAAAGCCAGGGAAAAACAGGGAAAGGAGGGGCUUCGACUUCCUGGUGAUCUACUUGCUGCUCCUGCUGGCCUUCGCUGGAAUGGGGCUGAGCAUGUUUCGAAUUUUUCACCUGGAGAAGGAACUGGCUGAACUCAGAGAGUCUGCCAGCGCUGAACACAUCCCUCCAGCUCUGGAGAAACUCAUAGGGCAGAAGGAGUCAAUGAAAAAAGAAAGAAAGGCAGCACACUUAACAGGGAGCCCAUCCCAGCAAGGCCUCCCUCUAGAGUGGGAGCCCAUCUCUGGCCAUGCCUACACCAGUGACAUUCAGUACCGUGACCGGGGGCUUGUCAUCAAUGAGACCGGGCUGUACUUCGUGUACUCCAACGUGCUGUUCCGGGGCAAUGUCUGCGACAGCCAGGUGCUCACACACAUUGUCUACAAGAGAAACCCGAGCUCCCCCGGCAGCUACGUGCUGAUGGAGGACAAAGGCAUCAACUACUGCACGGGUCACAGGACGUGGGCCCGGAAAAGCAACCUGGGGGCUCUAUUCAGUCUCAGGAAGAUGGACAGUGUGCACGUCAAUGUCUCCAAAAUCGCUCUGGUUAAUUUUGAGGAAUCCAAGACUUUCUUCGGCUUGUUUAAGCUUUGAAAUGGAGUGUGGCCAGCAGCCCCCCCUCACACACACCCUAGGAUGUGAGGGCUGCCUGAGUGCAGUGGCCAAACCAGGGUCACACACCACAAAACUCACCAAGAAACCAUGUUUUGGCCUUCAGUGUGAAAGAGUUCAAGCCACUGGCAAAGGCUUGAAAGCAGACACCUGGGAAGCACCAGAGCUGUAUUGUGUCAACCUGAAGAGAACUGGACAUGUUCUCCUUACAAAGAAACCCCCAACAAACUCAAAAUGUGAUGUGCUGAAGACCCCAUUGAAACUCACUACUCGCUACCUGAGAAGAGGCUGGGGCCUGCGCCUCACAUGGUGUCAUGGCCCUGGUGAGCUUGGGCCAGCAGAGACAGCUGGUGGGAGUUAUGGAGGUCCCUUGAGCCAGGACUGCAAGUGCCUGGGUUGUGCCACACUGCAGGGAGUGGUGUGGGAAUGAGUAGUGCCAACAACUGCUCACCCCGGGCCAUGGCUGCCCACCCUGCCUGGGCACGGGGCUCUGUGCUUGCUGUCUGACAGGCACCUGCCUGCAAGCUGGGCUGUUACAGCUGGUAUGUUCUUUUUGUGUUUAGUUAUUGAACUGUUCCCAUCCCAGAAAAUGCUCCUCAACCCCUUUAUUUAACUCAUCCUGACUGUCUUGCAAGGAACAUGCUAGAAGCAAUGGUGGCAUGAGGGGAGUCCUGACCCUGGAGUGGAACCAUGACCACACUGUGAGGGUGGGGCUGGUGAGGAGGCCACGUGCUGACAGGAUCUGAACAGUGGGGCAGUGAGGCUUAAGGUGAAAGCAGUAUUUCCAACCCCCCUCCUGCCCUUUCAAUAUGUGAGGAUCCUCUGUGGAGAGCUGGUCUGCCACCCCUUUCAUGAUGCAUGUGGUGACAUGCUGGCAUCUAUCCAUGGCAUGGCUUCAACUGGCCCCCUUGUCAUGAGAUGUUGUCUCCUGAGCAAAACACAGAUGGUAAAUAAAGAUAUAUUUUUCUAGUAA